Molecule: messenger RNA, 2327 nt
Organism: Bombina bombina (fire-bellied toad)
Lineage: Eukaryota; Metazoa; Chordata; Amphibia; Anura; Bombinatoridae
Gene: IL17C
Product: interleukin 17C
Exons: 3
Coding region: 112-714 (200 amino acids)
Biological process (GO): inflammatory response
Cellular component (GO): extracellular region
Molecular function (GO): cytokine activity
Source: RefSeq, a predicted model, not a curated record
ACAAGGUAAUAGUAUAAAAUGAAACCGAGAGCUGCAGUGAUUUAGUAUCAAUACAUUUAAACAGCCUUGAACAGAUCAACAUCAAAAAAACAAGAUCUGAGUUUUGCUGUCAUGAACAAUAUCUUUUCUAGCAUGUUGGGCCUUUGUUUAAUAGCCAUUCUGUCUUUAAUUGCUGGCAUCACUGCAAAACCAUCAGUUGUACAUCCUAAACAUCACCGUAACCAUCAUCAACAAGUCUGCAUCUCUAAAGAAGAUUUAGAGCAAAUAGGAGAAAGUGUUCUGCAGCCCUUUAUUGGAAAGAAUAUGCACUGGGAACAAAACCCUGCAGUAUACCUGGUACCUCAGCUGGAAGACAUUCAGGAGAGGAGGAGACGACGCAGGAGAGAACCAGAAAAAGGCUGCCCAAAUCUGAGAACAUCAGAGGCCAGUGGCACCGCACCUCUCCAUGAGAGAUCUAUUUCACCAUGGUCAUACCGAAUCAACUAUGAUGAGAACAGGUACCCUCAAAAGCUAGCAUAUGCUACAUGUCUAUGUAAUGGAUGCCUUGACAGCCGAUCCGGCAAGGAAAUCAAUUCUGUUAACUCUGUGGAGAUCUACCAAACCAUGAUGGUGCUGCGGAGAAAGCCCUGUCCAACCAACCACAAAACCUUUACUUAUGAGUUGGAAUAUGAGAAAGUCCCUGUGGGAUGUACCUGUGCUUUACCUAAAUAUUAAGUCAAUAAGAGACUUGUAACUCCUAUGGAGUACUGAUCUUUAUAUUAACACAAACCUAACCUUUGUUAUGACCAUGUCACACAAAGCCUUGUUUGUUUGUUUUAAAACAUUUCUUGUUAUUAGUGUUGUAUUUUUCAGAUUGCUGUAUAUUAUUAUUGAAUCUUCUCUUUAUGUAGAGAAACAACCGCACACCAUAUUUUGAUAGGUUCAGAUUACAUAUUUUGAAAAAGAAGAUGGUAAAAAUCUUCUUGCAGUACCAUAGCAUUGUAUAUCCUCUAAAAAAAUAUAUAAUGUUUUAGAGUAUAACACAAGCUAGUACUAGAAGGAAGAUCCUUGAAGAAUAUUUGUUAUAUGCAACGUUGGUUGUUCCUAAUGGGUUUUGUAUUGUACAUAAAGCCUACUCUAGAUGGUUAGACACCACUAUUGGAACAUUAUUUUGAUUUUUAAAAUCUGUGUUGAUGACUACUACAUAUAACUCAAUUGUUAUGAGCUUUGAAAAGAAUCUUAUGCAGUACUAUAAUGCUCUGAGAGUAUUUCAGCAGUGAUUAGAUGUGUUCUUGUUCAAAUAAUUUCAUUGACUCUACAGGAUUCCAAUUUUAAAAAGUUAUGAAGAUUCUGUAGUUGUUGUCAGUGUAAUCUGUAAGCCCUUAAAGGGAAAUAAAAGUGCAAAAAGGAAAUGCUUAAAUAUGUUAGAGCAUAUGAUCAUUGCACUACACUUGCAUAUAAAUAUGUGUUUUAUCCCUGCUGGCGCCUAGCUGAACACAGCUGAGCCAAUGACAAAAAGUAUAUGGGUGCAGCCACCUAUCACCAAUUAGCUCCCAGUAGUGCAUUGCUUCUCAUGAGUUUACCAGGGUACUUUAAUUUUCAAUUUGUAUGUCCCUUUAUAAACAAUAUACUAAUUCAAGGAACAUAAAUAAGUCCCUGACAACCAUUGGUACCAAUUGGAUGAUGUUCCCAAACUCCUUGAACCCCUUGUUACUGCAUUGCACAACAUCAACAGCAAAAUGUUUAACCUUUUUGACUGCUUUGUUAAGCCAAGUAUAACUCAAGAGUUAGUGCUAUAAUAUAGAUAUUUUAUUGUAAAAUAAUAUUUAUUCUGAAGGUUUCUGUUAAAUUAUAUGCUUGACUUUUAACAAUGAUUUGUUUUUUUGUUGCUAUAAUUAUUAGCAUAUUUAUUUGUGAUAUUUUUUUUGUAUAAUUAUAUAUUUAUUUAUUAAGUGUUUUAAUGUUAAUUUAUUUCAGAGUUAAAACUACAGUUGCUAUUAAUAUUAUUAUUAUUAUUUAUUUAUUAUUGUGUGAAUUUUUAAUUGUUAAUCAUGGAUUAUGAUUUUACUAUUUCUCUUUUGGAACUAUUUAAAUAUCUGUUUUUAUUAUUGCUAAAGAAUGUUGAUAUUGUAUGGUGAUAGAGAAAUCUAACUGCUGUCCUGUAGACAAGCUAACAUCAUAUAAAGACCAUCUUUGCACCUUGUGUAUAUGAAAUUCAUAUCUAUAUUUAAUUUUACAUUUGCAAAUCCUUUUAAUUUAUAUUAUGAUAUAUGUGUUCAGCUUGCUUCAUUUGUUGUUUUAUAAAAAAAAAGAACAAACAAAAAUAAAAAUAAUUUGUUUAUCUUUAA